This is a messenger RNA of Pectinophora gossypiella (pink bollworm), 615 nucleotides long. RefSeq lists its product as uncharacterized. NCBI's taxonomy places the organism in Eukaryota, Metazoa, Arthropoda, Insecta, Lepidoptera, Gelechiidae. The record is from RefSeq and is a predicted model, not a curated record. The transcript has a single exon. Bases 1 to 615 code for a protein of 204 amino acids.
AUGUCUUCAGUCGGGAAGUUGGGAGAGUUCGAGGUGAAGUGUGGUAAUUGGUCUUCAUACAUCGAUAGACUCGAAAUGUACUUUGUAGUGAAUAGUGUAAAAGACGACCUAAAGUUACCCACGUUGAUCGCUACUAUGGGGGAGGAAGCGUAUGAACUGUUGGUGAACCUCGCUAGUCCUAAGAAGCCAAAGGAUUUGACCUUCACUGAGGCGGACGACCUUAUGCGGAAGCACCUACAACCGUCCCCGUCGGCUUUGGCGGAGCGGUAUCGUUUCAGGCAGAGAAGACAGAAUGUAGAAGAAAAUAUCGCGGGGUAUGUGGCUGAAUUAAAAAGAUUAGCGCGUAACUGUAAGUUUGGUAGCAGUUUGAGUGAAAAUUUACGAGACCAGUUUGUCUGUGGAAUGAGGAGUGAAGUGAUAAGGCAGAGGUUAUUCGCCGAGGACGAUGACUUGUCCUUCAGUAAUGCGGUCACGGUUGCAAGCUCGUUAGAAGCGGCGGAGAGGGACGCGGCAGCGGUGGAGCAGGGUGCGGGAGGCGCGGGCGCAGGCUGCGGCGGCGGCGCGGCGGGUCGAGCGCCAACGCCUUGCAUUCAUCUAUUAACGCAAUGGCAUUAA